CCAUAUAUAUUUAAAAGAUAUGUUUCCCCUCCCCUCGCGCCUCGCCCCGCCCGCGCGGCCCUCUAAUUAGUUGUUGACACCUGACAGACUGUUAUAAGACAUGUACAAAAACGGUUGUGCUUCCGUGAUGAAGUGUGGACCCCAGCCAAUCCUGCCUGCAGUUCCUGACUCCCGGAGAGAAGCUUCGAGAGUUGAACCUCAAGAAAUACAAUAAAAAUGAGCCACAAAGUCUUUCCAAGGCGCCAUCGACCGCUUCCCUUGCUAAUAAAACCCUUAACAGUUCUAUUAAACCCAGAAAUGGUCUAUCAAAGAGCAGCCUUAAAUGUCCGAUCAAUAUUAAAGAGGUCAAAAAGAAUUUUAUCAAUAACGACAAAAGACCCUUAACGGCUCCGAUGCCUCAAAAGAAACCAACUGCAGAGAUUAAACCAGUUAUGAAAAGCGUCACUACGAAAACGGAAGUAAAAGACUCCAAAAUGGUGACUAAAACUACGGUUCCCAUUAAAAAUAUUGUCAAAAAGGAUUUUGUUAGCAGUAAUAAAAUUAUAGCCAACUCUAUCAAACUGCCAGUGAAUGGAGUGAAAUCUGUCCCAAAUGUAAGAAAAACAAUGGCCCCUCUCAAAACUGGCAGUCAAUUAAAAGAUCACCAGAUAAAGAUGCCUGAGAAAAAAGAUUUUACUAGAAAAAGCAUGUUACCGGUGAAUCAGCCAUUUGAGAAACAAAAGACUGCCAGAAAGAGUAUGGCACCUAUGAACCAAUCCAAAAUAUCUGAAAGGGCUUUAGACUCUUCUAGAAAAAGUUUGAUACCGAUGCGGCCACUCAGUGUGACGAAAAUCAGAGAGUCUGUGUUUGACCGACUUUACAAGCCUAAAACUGUACAAAAGACUGAAUUGAGUGAUGCCGAUAGGCUUCAAAGGGACCCGAUAUUUUUACAAAAGAUAAUGCAACAAGGGAGCUUGAUAUCGAGCAAGCGGCACACAAUAUUUGGCCCCAACUUCGCCAAGCCUGUGACGAAGGAGCCGGUGCGCAGGUCCAUCUCCGCGGUGCACCUGAAAUGGAUCAGCAAGAAGGAGCUGGGCAACUGUUUCCAGAAGUGGUCAUCUAUUGGUGAAAAGCUGAAUGAAAUCGACAUAACAACAACAAAUGAAGAUGAUAAAGUGAAACAAGACACAGUUACCUCAGCCAUCAAGAGUGAACGCAAGCGAGUUCGCCUCCAAACACCAAUCUCCUUCACUCCUCGUCCCGUCGAACUACAGAACCGCCUGCAAAAAUGGCUGCAAUCCCGAGGAAAAUCCAUACAGUCAUACCAUCAUUUACAGUGCUUUGGGAUACAUCAUCUCGCUGAGAAACCAUUGAAACCACUAUUCAUUAAGACCGAUGAAGAAAAGGAGUCAUUGUUAAUUAAAGCGAAGGAGUUUGAUGAAGAAAAUAAGGAGAACAUAGAAUUAGAACAUGAUAGCGAUAAUGAUUCGUACACGGAUUGCAUGAAUGAGUCCGUUGAUAAUACGAACUGGAGAGGCCGAGUCAGCUAUGUGAGCGACAGUGUGUGUUUGAAUGAUAGCGAUCAUGAUACUACGUUGAAUUCUGAUGAUCAGGUCGAUGAUGUGUUGCUUGGAGCGCUGAAUGAUCUUACGGAGUUGUUGCGUGAGGGUUUCGACUGGGAGCAAUGCGCGCGUUGGCUACGCGCUAUCCGCACUCGUUUCCCGCACGCGACGUCUCUCGCCGCCUACUGGGAGUGCCGCGCGGCGCUGGAAGAGACUCGCGGGGACUUACCCGCCUCUGUACAAUGCUGGGAAGAAGCCAUCGCUAAAGGGACACAGCACUCAGUAGUAGAUGCCAACCUGGACCAACUCCUAGACAAGUUCAUGCAACUCAAGAUCAGUCCCAACGGUGGGAAGAGGGAGCGAGUGGACCCCAAGCUGGUGGACGUGAAAAAUGUCUUCAAGAGCACCAUUAUUAGGUUCGCUGUGCAGCAGGCUAAGCUACGCCAAUCCAACCAGUCUGACCAACCCACUCACAUUAUGACGCCCGUCCGACGCAGCGCCCGCCUUAGCUCCCAUUGGAGCGCCAAGGUACAGAAAACGCCACGCUACCAGAAGACACCUAAAACUCCUCUACAAAUCUGUUCCUCCGUCAGACAAGCUGGUCUUUUAGGGGAAAAAGUCCUAUUUGUGCCUAAUACUACUUUGUGUAACACCCCUUGAGGUUUUUGGACGCCAUUGUCACCUAUAGACGACAUAUAGUAACGCUUAUAUAGUUAUCUUCCUAUUAGAUCCACUGGAGUGCCAAGAUGAAAACACUCCGCUACCAGAAAACACCUAAACUACUCUACAAAUAUGCCCUUCCGUGAGACAAGCUGGUCUUUUAGGGGAAAAAGUACUAUUUGUGCCUAAUACUACUUUGUGUAACACCCCUUGAGGGUUUUGGACGCCACUGUCGUGUAUAGACGACUUAUAGUAACGCUCUAGAUAUCUUUAUUAGACAUACUGUAGCGCUAAGAAACAGAAAACACCCAAGACUUCCCUUCAGAUAUACUCUUCUGUCAGACAAGCUGGUCUAUUAGGAGUAAAGAUCUUAUUUGUGCCGAAUACUACUUUAUGUAACACCUCUUGAGGGUUUUGGACGCCACUGUCACCUAUAGACGACAUAUAGUAACGCUGUAAUUAUCUUUAUUAUACGUACUGUAGCGCUAAUAUACAGAAAACACCUAAGACUCCUCUAUAAAUAUGCUCCUCUGUCAGACAAGCUGGUCUUUUUGGAGAAAAUAUAUUUGUGCCUAAUACUACUUUAUGUAACACACCCUAAGGGAUUUGGACGCCAUUGUCGUCUAUAGACGACAUAUAUACACCGUGUUUCACUUAACACUAAAAACCUGAAAACUGUUUGUUCAGAAUCGACAGUAGAAUCGAUUGAGCUAUAUCUUGAUGGGGGUAAUAUUUUUUGUUUUAAUU
Molecule: messenger RNA, 2948 nt
Organism: Leguminivora glycinivorella
Lineage: Eukaryota; Metazoa; Arthropoda; Insecta; Lepidoptera; Tortricidae
Exons: 7
Coding region: 393-2201 (602 amino acids)
Source: RefSeq, a predicted model, not a curated record